Leptidea sinapis is the source of this 2257-nucleotide messenger RNA. RefSeq names its product glucose dehydrogenase [FAD, quinone]-like. Gene Ontology annotation, molecular function: flavin adenine dinucleotide binding; oxidoreductase activity, acting on CH-OH group of donors. The record is from RefSeq and is a predicted model, not a curated record. The coding region runs from base 130 to 2169 and encodes 679 amino acids. The transcript is spliced from 13 exons. Lineage: Eukaryota; Metazoa; Arthropoda; Insecta; Lepidoptera; Pieridae.
UGUUAGCGCGUCUUCAAACACACGCGCCUCCGAUAGCUCCGUGUGUUAGUUUUAUUUAUUUAUUUAUUUUAUUUAAGUUUUAUCUGUGAUAUAUAAUUUAUGUGAAUAAAAGAUUUCAAUUUGGCGAAAAUGAUAAGAGCUGCAGAAGUAUGUGGCUGCCCACUCCGAGAAGUAGGACCCUCCAUGGCCGGUUCCUGUGGGAAUCAGUUCAUCUUGUUUAUGAGCAUCCUCGAGUCGUUCGUGAACGGCAGGUGUGACCUGGUGGACCCCUGUAACCGGGUGACUGACAGAGACCCCCUAGACGACAGUUAUGACUUUGUAGUGGCUGGUGGUGGAACAGCAGGUGCUAUUGUUGCUGCGAGGUUAUCAGAAAAUCCUCAAUGGAAGGUUCUCCUGAUAGAAGCCGGUGGUGAUGAGCCAGCUCAGUCGUCGGUCCCGGCCUGGGUGACAGCGUAUUGGGGGCGGAACGAUACGGACUGGAACUACCACACAGAGCGUCAGGAGAAGGCCUGCUUAAACAACGGUGGAAUAUGCUCGUGGCCAAGAGGAAAACUGCUGGGUGGCUGUUCAGUGAUUAACGGAAUGAUGUACAUGCGAGGGCAUCCCGCAGACUAUGAUGGUUGGGCCAUCAAUGGCGCCACGGGCUGGUCCUGGUUCGAGGUUUUGCCCUACUUCCUGAAGAGCGAGGACAACAAGGAAAUCGGCAAUGGAAUCUCCGGCCAGUAUCAUACCACUGGAGGUCCGUUGCCGAUACAGAAGUUUCGUUACGCGCCUCGUUUUGCUCACGAUGUUGUGUCCGCGGCCAUCGAACUCGGCUUCCCGCCCACUACAGACCUCAACGGAGAAACCACCACGGGAUUCACAUUAGCACAAGCUAUGAACGACAAGGGAACUAGAUUCAGUACGGCGCGAGCAUUUCUUCGUCCAGCUUCUAAACGAGAGAAUCUUCACAUCUUGAUGAAUGCUCUUGUAUCGAGGGUCAUCAUAGAUCCUGCAUCUAAAAGAGCCACCGGCGUUGAAUACAUUAAGAAUGGCGAGACGAAAAUAGUUGGUGUUAGAAAAGAGGCAAUUUUAUCAGCGGGCACAAUGAAUUCUCCACAAAUACUUCUACUAUCUGGUGUUGGCCCACAAGAAACCCUCAACAAGUUCAAUAUUCCGGUGAUCAAAGACCUGCCAGGAGUUGGCCAAAACCUUCACAACCACAUCGGUGUCAGACUCGACUUCACUCUGACAAAAGAACCUGACGUACCCGAGCUGACAUGGGAAAGUGCUAUGGAGUAUAUGCUACAACGGACAGGACCAUUAUCGGGAACUGGAUUGUCACAGUUGACAGGUAUCAUAAACUCCCGCUACGCGGCGGCUGGCGGUCGUCAUCCGGAUGUGCAGUACUUCUUCAGCGGCUAUCACUCCGGCUGCGGGGAUGGUUCUGUUGAAGGGCCCGGUGGUUUAGAUGAGAAGAAGAAAAGAAGGCUUACUAUAGCUGCGAUAUCUCUUCAGCCCCGCAGCCGCGGAUACUUGACUCUGCAGUCCCUGGACCCGGCUCAGCCUCCGCUCAUGCAGCCCAACUAUUUCUAUGACGAACACGAACUGAACGUGCUAGUUGAUGCAGCGAAGACUGCUUAUCGUCUUGCUAACACCACAAUUCUUCGCGAAAAAUACGGAAUGCAGCCUACAGAAGACUUCGGUUCAGAAUGUCCUGGUGGUGGGUUAAACCCGACUGACGAGUUCUUCAGAUGCGUAGCCCAAACGCGGACCGCACCAGAGAACCACCAGGUCGGUUCCUGCAAGAUGGGAGCUAGCGAUGACCCCAUGGCUGUUGUUGAUCCUACCCUAAAAGUGUACGGCAUUGAAGGUCUCCGCGUGAUCGACGCGUCAGUAAUACCGACGGUGCCCUCCGCUAACACAGCGGCUCCCGUCAUCAUGGUGGCGGAGAAAGGCGCCCAGCUGGUGAUGGCCCGCCACCAGUUGUUCAAGAACAAGUUCAGUGACGACAGCGACACCACACCUCACUUGCCAAAUAACAACGCAAACAGAUGGGACGUGAACGAUUCUAACAAAGAAAACAAUUUGAAUAACGACAGAUGGUGGAACUCACAUAAAAAUUGGCAGAAUUCGCACGACAAACCUCACUAUUGGUACCCAGGCCAUAAACACCAGACGCAACAAUAACAAAGAGAAAACUAAUGGAUCAAUCCGGGGCUUUUAAGUCUCUUCUAUAAUUUGUAAUAAGAUAAAUAAUAAAAGUCCAACUUUAAAA